Messenger RNA from Eucalyptus grandis, 933 nucleotides. RefSeq names its product myb-related protein 308. Bases 97 to 684 code for a protein of 195 amino acids. The transcript has 3 exons. Lineage: Eukaryota; Viridiplantae; Streptophyta; Magnoliopsida; Myrtales; Myrtaceae. The record is from RefSeq and is a predicted model, not a curated record.
CCUCUAACCUCCUGCUUUCUUUCUCUUCCCAGGAGCACACCCACCACUCUCUCUCUCUCUCUCUCUCUCUCCCUCCCUCUCUCUCUCUCUCACAUAAUGAGGAAUCCUUGUUGUGACAAGCAAAAGACCAACAAAGGAGCUUGGUCCGAGCAAGAGGACCAGAAGCUCAUCGACUACGUCCAAAAGCACGGUGAGGGUAACUGGAAUUCCCUGCCAAAAGCUGCAGGAUUGCUUCGCUGUGGAAAAAGUUGUAGGCUAAGAUGGCUGAACUAUCUGAGGCCCGACCUUAAAAGAGGGAACUUUGGUGAGGAUGAAGAGGACCUUAUUAUCAAGCUCCAUGCUCUUCUAGGGAACAGGUGGUCUCUCAUAGCCGGAAGAUUGCCCGGAAGGACAGAUAAUGAAGUGAAGAACUAUUGGAACUCUCAUCUACGGCGAAAGCUACUAAGCAAAGGCAUCAUUCACCGCCGACCAUCAGCAGCAAAAAUCAAAUCCUCGACUGAGGAUAAGACAGUUCAUCAGUCAAGUGCAGCAAUCUCCAUCAAAGAAAAAGGAGUAUCACCAGAUGGUGAUCGUUUGGACCUCAAGCUCGGGGUGUCCGGUGGUCCGGCAAAGCACUCGAAGCAUGCUCAAAGCAAGGAGAUUAACGGGGGGAAACCGUAUACUACGUUACUAUUGUUUAAAUGAUUGUUUACAUAGACUUUAUGACCUGAGAUAUGGGUUGAGGUUUUAGUGUGCUUCCCUUAUCUACAAGUUUAUCUAACUCUGAUAAUUGGGUGAAGAAAGAAAAACCCAACAUGUGUGUAAGUUAUUUGCAUGCUUUCUCCUUCCACAAAUAUUGCAGAGGAUGGAGCUAUGCAUGUGGGAUUUAGAGGCAUUAUUAUGUAAUAAAUGUAAUGGCGUGUGUUUGAUGUGAAUCUUGAAUUUCAAUUUGCA